Messenger RNA from Paraglomus occultum, 606 nucleotides. The record is from the annotation of a GenBank genome assembly. NCBI's taxonomy places the organism in Eukaryota, Fungi, Glomeromycota, Glomeromycetes, Paraglomerales, Paraglomeraceae.
AUGAACCGACUUCCGCCAGAGCUUCUCAUCACAAUCUUCCAGACCUUUCGUAACGACCAAAACACUCUUUCUGCUCUAACCCUUACUUGCCGACGCAUACGUCUGUUUACCCUUCCUUUGCUCUAUCUUCGACCACGUUUUGCCUCUAUCUCCGCCUUUCACUCCUUCCUUUCCAUACCCGCCUCUUCCGGAGCGUUAGUGCGCGAGAUAGACUUAUCACACAUCAAAACUCGCUGGAGACACAUAACAGACAAUGAUAUCGGAAUGUUGGUAAUGUUAUGUCCCAACUUGAUCUCGCUGGAUAUCAAUGCCUGCUUGAUGUUGACCGAUUGGUCUCUAAGAAUGAUAGCAGAGAGAAUAGGGCACAAGUUACUACAGUUAAAUAUAACGCAUUGCAAAAGAUUUAGUCAGAGUGCUCUCGUCGAACUAGCAAGCGUGUGUGAAAAUUUGAAUAGUCUGGACUUUAGUUAUACAGAGAUUAGCGAAAGCGCUCUGGGGGAGAUCGAACAGACUUGUAAGAGUAUCAAAUGGUUAAAUUUGAAGUAUUGUGAAUGGGUCAUUGAGGGAUUUGUCGGUUUGGAGGGAGGAGGCAAGAAUCAGGUUUGA